AUGUCAUCCUUCAACCCCGACGAGCCUGCGUGGUACAAGUGCUCCCACUGUACCGACCAAUUCAAGCGAGAAGACCACCUGCGCCGCCACGAGCUCAGCCAUGGCUUCCCGCGCUUUCUGUGCGAACACCCGGCCUGUGGCAUGCGCUUCCACCGCAAGGACGUCCUGCAGCGGCACAAGCUCGUCCACCAACCCAAUCCCUUAAAGCGGAGGCGGAAGCCGCGUCGCGGGCCCAUCCCCCACGGUCCCAUCCAGCAGGCCUCCCACCAGGACUCAACCACACCGCCGGCCGAUCUCAGCCCACCGCCCGUUGCUCUAAACCAACUUCCCUUGAGUGCCGCCCUCACCCCUCCGCGCCACCAUGCCGCCAGCACCGCCUCGCAGUCGCCGCCCCAGGACCUGCCCCAGUCUGCGCACGACUCCUUCAAUCUGACCACCGAAUGGGACUAUGGCAUCCACGAAUGGCCGGAAUUCGCCCUGCCUGCCGGGCCCCACAACUUCGUGCCGUCCUGGCAGAACUGUGUCAUGCCCGUCUUUGACUCCACCACCUCGCCUCUGAUCCCGCCCUCUCUGGCCCUCGCCCACGCCCCUAAUGCAUCUUUCGCCAUGGAUGCCGCCGCCUUCUUGCCGCCGCCCGCCUUGCCCUUGUCGCCGCAGGACAUGCUAAUAUGCGUCGACAAGUUUCGCCAGAGAUUCCUGCCGCGCAUCCCCUUUCUUCACUACUCGACUUGCGAAAACGAGUGCAUAGCCCAGAACUCCGCUCUGUACUACACCAUGGCCAUGGCCGGAUCCCUCUAUCUGGAUGAGUACCGCUCCAAAGCCGCGAGGAUGCACAAGCUUGCGUCCGAAACCCUACACAAGCAGUCCCAGAUGCGCCUUCAAGACUUUCAAGCAAAGAUCUUGAUAAUAGACUUCGCCGUUUGGUACGGCAACGAGGAGAUGCGGAGGUGGGCUAGCCGAGAGAAGCACGCCUUGGCCCAGGCUUUGAUAGAGUUCGUGUCAGCCGCGCUUCCGCCCCUGGGCUAUGAUGAUUGGGCUAGGUGGAGAUUGAGAGAAGAAAUCAAAAGGACUGCCUUCGCCUUCUUCGUCAACUGCGUCAUGCAAUCGACAUUCUACGGCCAUGAUACACCGAGUAUCGCCAGCUCCAUCGAGCUAUCUCUUCCAAGCCCCGAGAGCAUAUGGGAAGCCACUUCCGAGGCCGAAUGGCAAGCACAGAUUGAACUGCUCGGAUUACGGGAAAAGUCGGAGAUCAUUUUCCCCAUCGCCGCGCAUGCUAUCCUCUCUCAAGACACCGAAUAUUCAACCGAUUAUGAGCUAGCCACCCUUUUCGGACAGUUCAUCCUUCUCUGCGUCAUCAUGGACUCUUACAAUGCUGCCGCCAGACUCCCCACCAACUACGUGACGGUCGAAGGCUGGCAAAACAGGGACAUGGCGCUGUUUCGGCUGCGUGACACCAUUGAUGGCGCCCUGAGUCUUUGGACCGAGCUGUGGUGGGCAAGCCCGGAAUGUCUAUGGGAUUCCAAUGUUCCCGCGCACCCGCGCAUUGAGAACAUCUUUUUGCAUCUUUACAUCACCACAAAGUUACAUAAGAACGAGGACUCGAACCGGGAUCGACCAGCUUGGACCUACAGGCCCAUCGAAUGCGCCACCUCCAUGUUUACCAGCGUUUCGAAGGCCGGCUUCACCGAGGUUGCCACAUAUGCCGCUCAUAUACUUAGCUUCUCCUGCUACUAUAUCGCUGUUGAAAUGGCACGUACCAUGUCAGCGUGGCUCAAGAUGGUCGCCGCGCCAUCCUACGGCGCACUUACGCGCCGCGACUCUGAGAUUGUGACGCGCCUGCGCCAGUGUGUCAGACGGUUUGUUGCCCAUCCACCCACAGCGCCCGUCACCAAGCAAGAAAAUCUCCUUGGUGCGGCUCCAGUAACUGCUCCAAAACUUUUGCGAGACGGAUCAAGUUUGGAAGAAGUGAUCAAGCAAGUUGACGAGAUUUGGACGCUCGGGCUGGGCGGUGAGCAGUGGAAAGAAGACGAAGUAAAAGGCGUCGCGGUGAGGCCGCUGCAGUCAACUCCGAUGCCGAAUUUGGAAACUCCGAUGCCUAUAACAUGA
Molecule: messenger RNA, 2106 nt
Organism: Lasiodiplodia theobromae
Lineage: Eukaryota; Fungi; Ascomycota; Dothideomycetes; Botryosphaeriales; Botryosphaeriaceae
Product: Zinc finger C2H2-type protein
Exons: 5
Coding region: 1-2106 (701 amino acids)
Biological process (GO): regulation of transcription by RNA polymerase II
Cellular component (GO): chromatin
Molecular function (GO): DNA-binding transcription factor activity, RNA polymerase II-specific; RNA polymerase II cis-regulatory region sequence-specific DNA binding
Source: RefSeq, a predicted model, not a curated record